This is a messenger RNA of Heterostelium album PN500, 1707 nucleotides long. RefSeq names its product Sec1 family protein (gene vps45). Gene Ontology annotation, cellular component: Golgi membrane. Bases 1 to 1707 code for a protein of 568 amino acids. Lineage: Eukaryota; Evosea; Eumycetozoa; Acytosteliales; Acytosteliaceae. Gene Ontology annotation, biological process: intracellular protein transport; vesicle-mediated transport. The transcript has 6 exons. The record is from RefSeq and is a predicted model, not a curated record.
AUGGCAUCGAUUAAUAAUCCAUUGUCAGUUGCAGCAUCUUCAAUGAAUAUUAGAUCAGUUCUACAGGAAUACAUCAAUAAGAUGCUCUCUGGUAUUGAUGGAAUGAAAGUUUUGGUACUCGAUAAAGAAACAGCAGGUAUGGUUAGUAUGGUAUAUUCACAGUCGGAGAUACUUCAGAAAGAGGUAUUCCUCUUUGAGAAGAUCGAUAGUAACUCUAGAGAGAAGAUGCCACACAUGAAAGCUGUCUACUUUGUCAGACCUACUCAAGCCAACGUGAACAUGAUCGCUGAUGAACUUAGAAAUCCAAAAUAUUCUGAUUAUCAUUUAUUCUUUACAAAUGUAAUUGGAUCUGCAUCUAUGGAUGAGAUGGCAAAGGUAGAUGAUAAAGAGUUGGUCAAGGAGGUACAAGAGUUUUAUGGUGACUUUUAUCCAGUUAAUCCAGAUACAUACUCUUUGAAUAUUACAGGUGCAUUGACAAAGAGAUCAUCGGCAUGGCAAACCAAUGUCAACCGUAUCAUCGAUGGUGUCAUCGCAUCAUUGUUGGCAUUAAAGAAGAAACCUGUCAUCAGAUACUCUGCAAAAUCAGAAGUAACUAAAUAUCUUGCUGAAGUUGUAUUGUCAAAGAUACAGAAAGAAAAGGAAAUAUUUGAUUUUAGAAAGCAAGACAGUGUAUUGUUGAUUCUAGAUAGAAAGGAUGAUCCAAUCACACCAUUGCUUCAUCAAUGGACCUAUCAAUCUAUGAUUCACGAGCUAUUGACAAUUAGCAACAACAGAGUCAGUUUGAGCAAGACUGCUGAGGUCGAUCCAAACAAUGAGUUCAUUCUCUCGAUCGAUCAAGAUUCCUUUUACAAAGACAAUCUCUACAAGAACUACGGUGACUUGGGUGCUAGCAUCAAAGAUCUAGUAGAAACCUAUCAAAAGAAGAGAGAUGAAUCAAGUGCAAACAUUAGAACCAUAGAUGAAAUGAAGAAAUUCAUUGAACAAUAUCCAAACUUCCAGAAAUUCUCUACAACUGUGUCAAAGCACGUUAAUUUGAUGGAUGCAAUGUCAAAGAAGAUCAGUGACAACUACUUGAUGGAGAUCUCUGAGAUUCAACAGGAGUUGGCAUGCAACAGCGACCACAACAGUGCCUACGCUCGUUUGAAUGAGAUACUCGAUAACCCCAAGUAUUCAAACACCGACAAAUUGGUGUUGGUCUUGUUGUACAGUAUCCGUUAUGAAGACGGUCGUGUUUGGGAACUCCAAGAGAAACUCUCGAGAUGUGGUGUUCCACCGAGUGAUAUCGCCUUGAUUCAGCAUCUCAAGGAGUACGCCGGUAAUACACAGAGAGAAGGUGACCUCCUCGGUACCAAGAACGUCCUCACCAACUUUAUGAACGGUGUUGUCAAGCGUGGUCUACAAGGUGUAUCCAACAUCUACACACAACACGUUCCACUUCUCCAAGAGAUCUUGGACAACAUCUCAAAGAACAAACUUAAAGAGCAAUCCUAUCCAUUCCUCACUCCAAAUCCACCAAAAGAAAGACCAAACGAUAUCAUUGUUUUUGUAGUUGGUGGUAUCACCUUUGAAGAGGCAUACAAUGUUUUCAAAUUCAAUUCGAUGAACUCCAACAAUGGAAUCAGAGUUGUUUUGGGUGGAACUACAAUUCUUAAUUGUACUCAAUUUUUGGAUGAUUUACAUAAUUUGAAGUUAAUGAGUGUUAGAUAA